Messenger RNA from Botrytis byssoidea, 990 nucleotides. RefSeq lists its product as uncharacterized. The record is from RefSeq and is a predicted model, not a curated record. Bases 1 to 990 code for a protein of 329 amino acids. NCBI's taxonomy places the organism in Eukaryota, Fungi, Ascomycota, Leotiomycetes, Helotiales, Sclerotiniaceae. The transcript is spliced from 5 exons.
AUGAUUACAUUAGAUGUUGCCGCUGCCUCAGCAGCAUUUGAAGCAAAAGUCAUCACCCACUUGCGUGACGAAAUCGCAAAGGCUAUGGCGAGUGCAAAUAGUGAUAUUAAUGCACAAUCGGAGAAAUUUAGCAAGUUAUUUAAUGCACGUUGGCCUGCUGAGAAUCCAGAUGAAUUCUUACAGCAAUUUGUCAAACUCAGCUUUGGCAAAGCUCCAAGCAAUGUUUCGCAAGAUAAGGGCAAGGGAAAGGCGACUGAUGAAGCAGUUGCUUCACCUGGCAUAGCAAAUGAUGAACAUACCGAAGAUCAAGAUGUCAUUGCUAGCGGAUCGCCGCACUCCUCUCUCUCACCAACCAAUCGCGCCGCCAAAGAAGCAAGCCUGCACCUGCAAUCGAGCGCCGCAAUUUCAGAACCGCGUCGACAAACUGAAAGCCGACCAGUACCAGGAUUGUAUCUCCUAGCAAUUCCACGCCAGCAAUUGGAACAGCAACCAAUUUUCGCAAUUUUGUACCGUGCCGCAAACUCCAAGCAAAUUGAUGCCUAUAAUGUGCCAUCAUAUGGUCGCACAUUAAAGCAAAAUAAUGCCUUGCCCCACUGCGGAGGCAGUGGAACCACCAAGCCAAUUGGCGAGCAAAAGAGCGUAAACUACAUGGCAUGCAUUUUGUGGCCUCAACCAUAUGAGGGAGUAGAUACACGCAACUUUAAGGCACUUAAGGAGUUCGCACAUGUUGAGCAAUUUUUAGACAGGCUGAAAGAUCAAAUCCUUCCCGCACACCUCAACAUCCGCGAUGCGUACAUCGACUUCACAAAGACUCGUGCACAUGUUGAUGGUGGCAACAAUAAAGUAAAUAAUGGAGCAAUGAGAGAUAUGGGCGCAAGACAAAAUACGUCUGCGGGUCCAUCCAGAGCAAAGAAUAACGAGAAACGCUCGUGGGACGAUCGCAAUGAGAAAGAGAGAUCUUAUCCGGAUAGGAAGAAGAGGAGCUAUUGA